AUGGAAAGCGGGCUAAAAGAAGCUGUUAGCAUAGGCCAGCUAAUUAAUUUCCUUCACGAUCCGAACCGUAAUAAGCGUAAAGACGGUCUGGUUCAGCUUUCUAACAUUCUUCAGUCAGAAUCUUCAGAAAAUGUCAAAUCUCUUUUCUCAAGCAAGCUAAAGCCAGCUUUGAUAGAAAUUUUUGGCGAUUCUAGUGAAUCCAAUAGAGAAAAAGUUAUCGAUCUUAUAAACCAGCUUCUAUCACAAAAUAAAAUUAACGAAGAUGAUAUUCCUCAUAUCGUUCAAAAGCUUCAUGAAAGAUUAGGCCACGAUCCAUGCCCAGAGACAUGUGAAGAAAUAAAGGUCAAAGAGUCGGUUACUUUAAAACUUAUUGCGACCAACCAUUGGAAUCUUUUAUUGCCUUCGUUUGGGUAUAUCAUUGAUAUUGUGUGUAAACAAGGAAAAGAGUCAUCUCCAGCUAUUAAAAUUUCAAUAGCUGAAAUUGUGUCAAUUUUAUGCGAUUCCUUUGGAGACAGGAUAGGAUUUUCAAGCAAAAGGAUUUUUGAUAGCAUGAGAAACAAUUUAUAUCAUCAGCAGUUUAAAGUAAGGCUUCAAACUCUAACAACGCUUGGAAAAAUAUGUAUAUGUGAAGGCGCGCUUAUAUUUGAAGACAUAAUCGUGGAUUUUAAAAAACUACAAUUAGAUAGGAGAAAAGAGGUGAGAGAAGUACUGUAUAAAGUGAUAGGAGAUAUUAUGUGUAAAUUACAGUAUACAGUUUUAAGGAGUUUUGAAGGAAAAUUGAGCUAUUUAUUGCUUGGUGGAUUUUCAGAGAGCGAGUUUGCAUGAAUUAAUGAAGUAAUUGAUAAUUUUGGAUAAGAUAAUUAUAAAAUGGCUACAUAAAUAAAAUAUGGCGUCUUCGUCUGGGCAUGGCCUCCCGGCCAUGCAUACUCGACUUAUAUUUUAUUUAUAUCCGGUAAGGUUUUACUACUUCAGAAAUGGACAGCAAUGCUAGGUAAGCAAUUCUGAUUGUGUUCAGAGCCUAGCCCAAGUCUAAAUUCAGAGGUGGUUUUUUCCUCGUGGGGAAGAUGAGCACGGAGGUUGGAAAGGGGAAGCCCAGCAGAGUCCCCUGGACCAAUCGGGCAACUCCCUAGCGUGAAACUGGGCGUUACGUCCCAGCUUUCGAGUUCUACCUUCUACCGACAGUCGACCAGAAAAUCCCAUUUUUUAUGGAUUUUCGGAAAGGCAACCCACGUUGUGCGAAUCCCUUGUUUGAGGCAACAAGGAGGGUGUCCGCCGAGGCUCACCAUGGGCGAAGAGCGUGAAGGGUGCAAAUCCCCGGCCCUGCAAGUGCGAACGGCUAAUCUUAAUCUUAAUCUUAAUCUUAAUAAAAUGGCUACGUGUGAGGUUGGCUUUCCUAAGAAUUCUUAUCUAGCUGCAUCAGGUAAUCAAGAAAGGUGCACAGUCUCAUGGCCUGGCCCUUUGGGUAUGUUGGAAGGCUAGGGUUUGUCUGCUUAACAAACUCGAGGAGGAUGACCUUUAAGUGAACACCACAGAAGCAGAGUAUCGUGCGAUGGCAAGGAUCCAAGCGAGAUGCGCCGCCGUUUUUGUUUUCAAAUGUCUAUCUAUAUGGUGCACCUUUUCAAGUACAGGCAGUCCUUCUCUUAGGAAUGAGCACUAGACACUAAAAAACCUAAUUAAAUUUGUAAUUUCAUAAUGUUGGCUAUAGGAGAAAAGUUUUAGCCCAAGAAUUCACAGAAAACGUCGAAGAUUACAUAAUGUCUGAUGCUGGAGAGUUUUUGAUUUUAAGAAAUCUUCAAGAAUUGGUACAAUUAGCUUUAGAUGAUAUCCAAGAGUGAACAAUGCAAGACCACUAUAGAAGUAAAGCAGCUUCUAUACUGGAUUAUACAAUAAGAGCAGCACAAAAUCAUAUAACUCCUCAUUUAGAUUCAAUCUUUAAAGUGAUUUUCAAAGCUUAUGCACAAUCAGAAGAUAAAGCAUUUUCUGCUUUAUUUGAAAAUUGUAUUGAGAAAAUCGGAAUGUUUUGUGAUUUUGACUUGGUUUUAACGCUUUUUAGAAAAUUUUGUUUGACUGAUAUAACUUCACCUACAGAAAAAUCAGGAGGACUGAUUUUGUUUGCAAAAAUGCUGAAUUCGCUGCUUUUAACUGAAGACCGAAUGAAAAAAAUAGUAAGCUUUAUAGCUGAAAAAGACUUAUCCGAUUACCCAGAAAUUCCAAAAUCUCUUCAAUUAGUAAUAGAAUCACUAAUUCUGCAAGCUAAGUCUUUAUGCAUUUCACAUGUUAAUAGUCUUUUCCAUUCACUUUUAUUGCUUGAAAAUUCUUCAGCUCAAGAAUCAGUUCAAAAAACAAUGGGAAUAUUGGCUGAGUAUUGUGGAUUAUUGUCUGUAUCUGAUCUUUAUGCCACACAACUGCCAACAGCUUUACCUUUACUUACAAGAGACUAUAGAAACUGGGACUCCGACUCAAAAGAAAGAAGCUUAUUCAAAUCUUUAAUUGUAAAAUCAGGAAGUGCAGUUUCUCAAUAUUUUGAUACCAUUGUUGAAGUGAUGUCAGUCAACUCUCAGCGCGAAAAAGAUUCUGAAGUCAGAUUUACAAUGCUUGUAAUUCUCGAAAACUCGUUGAAUUUAUCUGAAUUAGACAAUUACAUAAGAAGUUACUGUAGAAAAAUAUUAGAAAGCAUUAUUGUUCCUACAGCUGCCUGAAAGGUAGGGAUUUCUAAUGUAGAAAUAAGAGUUUCUAGUAUGCUUUGUCUUGAAAAGCUGAUUGGGAAAAUGCUUAUUGAAGACUCUGUACUCGUAGAAUUAUGAGAUAAAGUAUUUCCUGUGGUAAAAACUUGUUUAGAUGACGAUUGGGAUAAAGAUUUAAGAAUUUCUGCUUGCAGAGUCAUAAUCUCAUUUUUUGAAUUCUAUUCACACAUCCUUGAUGAAAUCUUGGUAUCAGGUAUUUAUCCAGAGCUGCUAAAAAGACUUGAUGACUCUCAAGAUUAUAUUAGAAUGAUAAUUUGUGUCCCGCUUGAGAAGCUAUUUAAAGUUAUUUUAGAAAGAGGAAUCAGAUUUGGGAAUUACAAAUUCAUGAUAGAAACUCUUCUUGUUCAUUUAGAUGAUCCAAGUGAAAACAUACAAAAAUCAGUCAAAAAUGUUUUACAAGUCGCAAGAUUAUAUGAUGCAGAAACAUUUUUGGAACUUUCUAGAAGUGCACAGCAUAAGCAUAGACACCCAAGAGCAGUUACAGAACUUAUUGAAGAAUCACAAAAUCAGAGCUAA
Molecule: messenger RNA, 3260 nt
Organism: Blepharisma stoltei
Lineage: Eukaryota; Ciliophora; Heterotrichea; Heterotrichida; Blepharismidae
Source: the annotation of a GenBank genome assembly